This is a messenger RNA of Rhagoletis pomonella (apple maggot), 1005 nucleotides long. RefSeq lists its product as uncharacterized. The transcript has a single exon. Lineage: Eukaryota; Metazoa; Arthropoda; Insecta; Diptera; Tephritidae. The record is from RefSeq and is a predicted model, not a curated record. The coding region runs from base 1 to 1005 and encodes 334 amino acids.
AUGGAACUACCUACGUUCUCUGGCGAUUCCACGGAGUGGAUCGGGUUUUUCGACGCGUUCUCCUCGCUGAUCGACAAUAAUCCGGCCUUAUCGGACGGGCAAAAGCUGCACUAUCUUCGAAGUUGUCUAAAGGGUGAAGCAUUGAGAAUCAUCAGUGGCUUCCAAAUUAGUGAUGCAAAUCACAAAGAGGCAUGGGACCUUCUUAAGGCUCGUUAUAAGGUGUUGCGCGUUAUUGUCGAAGUACACAUUAGAGCUAUGUCGGAAAUAAAGAGGGCUACAAGUGAUUCUGCUGAUGCAAUAAAAGGUGUAAUUGACGCAUUCCAGCAGUCCAUUCGCGAGCUCAAAGCACUAGGGCGUCCUGUCGAGUUUUGGGACGACUGGUUGGUUCAUGAGGUAGUUAGCAAAUUGGCAUUCGAAACAAGGAAGCAAUGGGAGCUAUCACUCGAAAGUGAUGAGCCGCCGACUUUCGAGCAACUUACGACGUUUUUAGAGAUACGGUGCCGAUCGCUAUCGAUGCUUUCCUCGACCACAAGCACAGUGCUAACUAAAGGGAGAAUGACCUCAGUAGGUAAAACAGCGAAUGUAUUCCAUGCGAUGCAAGAGCAUAAUGCAGACUGUACUUAUUGUAGCGGCCCCCAUAAAAUUUAUAGUUGCGACAAAUUUCGAAGUUUAGACGUAAAUGCAAAAUCAAAGUUCGUAAAGGAAUCACGAGUGUGUGUGAACUGCUUAAGUCCGGGUCACUUUAAGGCUAAGUGUAACAGUGCAUCUGCAUGUAGGGUAUGUAGCCAACGCCACCACACGCUGUUGCAUAGUGUUUGUUUUGUGAACAAUGCCACAACCACUGCUCAUUUUGUUGACGAUACGUCUCAUGUGCCCCCGCAUCCUGUCGCCGUCGAUGCCGCACCAAACGCGAACGAAAAUGUUUCAUCCGCUGUUAGUCCUCCAACGGACCCCGCCGCUGUACGUGUUUCACCAUGCCUGAAUUCCAGCUCCAAUCCGCCGUAA